Symbiodinium necroappetens is the source of this 891-nucleotide messenger RNA. NCBI's taxonomy places the organism in Eukaryota, Dinophyceae, Suessiales, Symbiodiniaceae. The record is from the annotation of a GenBank genome assembly.
AUGACUGCGGAACAGGUCCAGCAAGCCGUGGUGCAUGGUGCAACUGCUCUGGUUCUGCAGCUUGCAGAGCGGGAGGUCCCCAAACCAGAGAAGCAGAAACUGCUACAGCCACAACAGGUACCGCUGGAAGUUGGCGCUGGGGAGCAUGUUGCUUCUGCGGUGCAUGCCAGUGCCGAGUGCAGUUUCGUAGCAUUCGAGGACGGUGCCGUUUUUGGCUGUGGGUUGAACGGCGAUGGUCAGGUUGGACUUGGGUUUGUGAGCAUGGCCGUACAGCAGCUUCAGGCCGUGCCCGCUGUGCGAAGGGCUUCCUGGAUAGGAGGUGGACUGCACAGCAGCGCAGCGCUGGUGGACGGACGCGUGUUCACGUGGGGCAAGGCAGAGGAAUGCGGCAUUGGUCUGGGGGAGAAGGACCCUCCGGUGCUGCAGCCUCGAGAAGUUCAGGGGCUUCCGAGAGUGCGAGCGCUGCGAUGCGCAGGCCAUCACAUGUUGGCCAGCACUGAGGGCGGAGACCUCUUUGUGUGGGGUUGUGGCUUGACGCAUCAGCUGGCCAACCGGCCACGGGACGUGUCAAACCCAACCGAUGCAGAUGAGGAGCCCACGGAUGAGCUGAGACCCUACCAGGUGUCUUCGAAGCAGCUGCAGAAGCGCUUUGUGAUUGUGGCAGAUGGGGGAGCUCAGCACAGCGUGGAGCUGGCAUGGGGCGGCGAGUAUAGCACGCUCAGCCAGGACGGAGCUGGCACCGGCUCACCCAUGGAAACGGACAUAGCAGAACCCCCUGCAAAACGCCUGAGAGCGCUUGAGGCGGCCGAAAUGGAUGCUGCCUUGGCUCCAGAGGUUCUGCGGGAGGUAUUGCGCUGUUUUUCCGGUCCCAUGCUUCAUGAGCCUCCUGCG